AUGGCACCCGCAAUUCCAACUAUCAUCUGUUCCCUCCUCCUCGGCCUCGCGUCCGCUCAAGGACUUGCCGGAAAAACUAAGGAGAAGCACCCAAAGCUCGAAACCUACAAGUGCACCAAGAAGGGCGGUUGCAAGAAACAAACCAACUAUGUCGUCCUCGACUCCUCGACUCAUCCAAUCUACCAGAAGGCUAACCCAAGCCUUGGAUGCGGUGAUUGGGGUAACGCACCAAAUGCCACCGUGUGCCCCAACGAGAAGGAUUGUGCUAAGAACUGCUUGAUCGAUGGUAUCAACGACUACUCCAAGUAUGGUGUUACCACUUCUGGUGAUAACCUCUUCUUGGAUAUGUUGAAGGAUAGCGAUGGGUCUGUUCUCAGCCCCAGAGUUUAUCUUUUGGCUAAGGAUAAGCAUAAGUACGAGAUGCUCAAGUUGACCGGACAGGAGUUCUCGUUCGAUGUUGAUGUUUCCAAGUUGCCAUGCGGUAUGAACGGUGCUUUGUACCUUUCUGAGAUGCACAAGUAUGGUGGAAAUCACCACUUGAACAAGGCUGGUGCCGAGCUUGGUGCUGGUUAUUGUGAUGCUCAAUGUUAUACCUUCCCAUUCGUGGAUGGUGUCGGAAACAUCAAAGGAAAGGGUGCCUGCUGCCCAGAGAUGGACAUCUGGGAAGCCAACCGCAUGGCUCAACAAUACGCCCCCCACCCUUGCAACAUCACUGGUCCUUACAAGUGUACCGGCGAGGAGUGCGGCUGGAGUGGAGUCUGCGAUGAGUGGGGUUGCGGUCAAAACACCUACCUCAACGGAGACCCAAUGUUCUACGGUCCCGGCCCAGCCUACACCCUCAACACCCUCAAGCCAUUCACCGUCGUUACCCAAUUCGAGUCCAACAAGCGCAACAAGCUCAUCUCUUACCACCGAUUCUAUAUCCAGAAUAACAAGAGAAUUGACCCUCCUAAUGCUACUAAGGAGCACUUGCCUGCUGUUAACCAUAUGGAUGAUGCUUAUUGUGCUACUACUGGUGGUGCUGAGAGGUACCUUGCUCUCGGUGCUACUGAGGAGAUGGGUGAUGCUCUUACCCGCGGUAUGGUCCUUGCUAUGUCCAUCUGGUGGGAUGAGGGUGGUCAUAUGCAAUGGUUGGACGGCGGUAACUCUGGUCCUUGCAACCCUGAGGAAGGUGCUCCAUCUGUUAUCAGGGCCAACCAGUUCGAUACCAAUGUUAGAUUCAGCAAGAUCAAGUGGGGUGAUAUUGGAUCUACUAACCCUAAGUUCUGUUAA
This is a messenger RNA of Orbilia oligospora ATCC 24927, 1272 nucleotides long. RefSeq lists its product as uncharacterized. NCBI's taxonomy places the organism in Eukaryota, Fungi, Ascomycota, Orbiliomycetes, Orbiliales, Orbiliaceae. Gene Ontology annotation, molecular function: hydrolase activity, hydrolyzing O-glycosyl compounds. Gene Ontology annotation, biological process: carbohydrate metabolic process. The transcript is spliced from 2 exons. The record is from RefSeq and is a predicted model, not a curated record. Bases 1 to 1272 code for a protein of 423 amino acids.